UGCCUUGCGCUUCCCCUCUGCGCUGACCGGGUUCCGGUGACGGUGAGCGCGGCGGGCCGAGGAAGUCGCUUGUGGGCGCCGAGAUGGCGGACGUGCUGGACCUCCAUGAGGCGGGCGGCGAGGAUUUCGCGAUGGACGAGGAUGGCGACGAAAGCAUCCACAAGCUGAAAGAGAAAGCAAAGAAGAGGAAAGGAAGAGGGUUUGGGUCAGAGGAGGGGUCCAGGGCCCGCGUUCGGGAGGACUAUGACAGUGUGGAACAAGACGGGGAUGAGCCAGGUCCUCAGAGAUCGGUCGAGGGCUGGAUUCUCUUUGUCACGGGGGUCCACGAGGAGGCCACGGAAGAGGACAUUCACGACAAGUUUGCGGAGUUCGGCGAAAUCAAGAACCUCCACCUGAACCUUGAUCGGCGGACCGGCUACCUGAAGGGUUACACGCUGGUGGAGUACGAGACGUACAAAGAAGCCCAGGCAGCAAUGGAGGGGCUGAACGGGCAGGACCUCAUGGGGCAGCCGAUCAGCGUGGACUGGUGCUUCGUCAGGGGCCCCCCCAAGGGCAAGCGGAGGGGUGGCCGUAGAAGGAGCCGGAGUCCGGACCGGAGGAGGCGCUGAAGCAGAGCCUCGUGUCUACCUUUCACAAAGUGGAAAAUUAUCCUCGGUGAAGCUGAAGGUUCCACACGUGUGCUGGCAGACCAUGUCCUGGACGCUCUCCUCUGCCCCCAGCCCCGGUUAAUUUUAUAUCGGUCCCCUAGGGUCAUACCGUUGUUUUUAUCCAUCUCGGGUAUUGAUCUCUCAAACUGUUUUUCUGUCUUAGUAAAGAUCCAUCUGCUUUUCAGUCUGAGAAGGAAUAUCAGGCAAGCAACUUUGAGAAUAAAAAGGAUACGGAUUUUUUUUUAAA
Messenger RNA from Varanus komodoensis (Komodo dragon), 894 nucleotides. It is a transcript of the gene RBM8A, whose product is annotated as RNA binding motif protein 8A. Gene Ontology annotation, biological process: RNA splicing. Gene Ontology annotation, molecular function: mRNA binding. Lineage: Eukaryota; Metazoa; Chordata; Lepidosauria; Squamata; Varanidae. Gene Ontology annotation, cellular component: cytoplasm; exon-exon junction complex; nucleus. The transcript is spliced from 6 exons. The coding region runs from base 84 to 608 and encodes 174 amino acids. The record is from RefSeq and is a predicted model, not a curated record.